Cyphellophora europaea CBS 101466 is the source of this 399-nucleotide messenger RNA. RefSeq lists its product as uncharacterized. The transcript has a single exon. Lineage: Eukaryota; Fungi; Ascomycota; Eurotiomycetes; Chaetothyriales; Cyphellophoraceae. The coding region runs from base 1 to 399 and encodes 132 amino acids. The record is from RefSeq and is a predicted model, not a curated record.
AUGGCUGGUGCAUGUCAGGCCUUCCUCAACAAUGAUAGUAACUACGAUUUGGAUACUUCAUGUGAAUUGCUUCAGUGGUCGAGUAAUGCAGCCCCGCAGUGGACUGUCCUUGAUGGGGCUGCCUUGCGUACCUACUUCGAUCCGACGAGCCCACCGUCCUCCGCCAGAGUAUCAAGAGUUUUCUUCGUCACUCUCGAAGACUGCAAAGAUGCCAGCUACGGCUGUAGGCUAUCACUCGGCAAACAGUCUGCAGGGCAGUUACUCGAGCUCUUCAACGUCAACCCGCAUUUCUGCCAAUCUAUGUUUGGUAAGCCCGAUCACUGGGCCCCACUGGAUCAUCGCUACACCAACGAUGCAGCUCACGAAAUCUUGGAAUUUGUAUCCCAGUACCAGCGCUGA